Lineus longissimus is the source of this 2490-nucleotide messenger RNA. Its product is annotated as bifunctional arginine demethylase and lysyl-hydroxylase JMJD6-like. The transcript is spliced from 8 exons. The coding region runs from base 114 to 1424 and encodes 436 amino acids. Gene Ontology annotation, cellular component: nucleus; cytoplasm. Gene Ontology annotation, biological process: phagocytosis. NCBI's taxonomy places the organism in Eukaryota, Metazoa, Nemertea, Pilidiophora, Heteronemertea, Lineidae. Gene Ontology annotation, molecular function: P-TEFb complex binding; histone H4R3 demethylase activity. The record is from RefSeq and is a predicted model, not a curated record.
CCGUCAGUCGCAAAAUGUCCAUGACGUUGGACUGCGCAAAAAAGCAUCAAAAAGGGCAUUUUACUGUGAUACCAAAGCCAACUAGAACACUUAGUUUGAUGCCAUGAUCAGGAAUGGAUCAUAGAACACGAAAACGUGUAAAAGAAGCGAAGAAGAAAGCUAGACCUGAAUUAAGUGAGAAACAUGGUUGGUACAGGUUGGACUUGGCCAAUACGUUCGAUACAUCAUUAUCAGCAGUUAAAGAUUUAGACAAUGUGCCAAGAAUUGAUGCCCUGAAGGUGUCGCAUUCAGAAUUCGUAGAUAAAUGGGAGAAAGUCUACAGGCCAUGUGUGAUUACCAAUGAUCAAUUGGAAUGGAGAGCCACAUCAAAAUGGACAUUGGAGAAACUGACGAAGAAAUAUCGUAAUCAACGAUUCAAGUGUGGUGAAGAUGAUGAUGGGUAUUCAGUGAAGAUGAAAAUGAAGUAUUUUGUAGAAUAUAUGAAAUGUAACAAGGAUGAUAGUCCACUUUAUAUAUUUGAUAGCAGUUAUGGAGAACACCCAAAGAGGCAACGUCUCCUUGAUGACUAUGAUGUCCCGAAAUACUUCAAGGAGGACUUAUUCAAGUAUGCUGGCGAAGAGCGUCGCCCUCCGUACAGGUAUGGAGACGUUUACUUCAGUCCCAGGUGGUUUGUGAUGGGACCAGCCCGGUCAGGGACUGGAAUACAUAUCGAUCCUCUUGGGACAAGUGCUUGGAAUGCCCUGGUACUGGGCCAUAAAAGAUGGUGCUUAUUUCCAACGGAAACUCCGAAGGCAAUGCUGAAACUUAAACCUGGCGAGGGUUGGAAACACAGAGACGAGGCGGUCACUUGGUUCAAAUAUGUCUACCCACGUACAAAGCAACCUGAUUGGCCAAAGGAAUAUGCCCCGCUUGAAAUCCUUCAGGGUCCAGGAGAGACGGUAUUCGUUCCUGGUGGCUGGUGGCAUGUGGUUGUGAACUUAGAUGACACUAUUGCUGUGACUCAGAACUUCUGUAGUACAGUUAACUUUCCCAUUGUUUGGCACAAGGCAGUUCGCGGGAGGCCAAAGUUGUCUCAGAAGUGGUACACUGCGUUGAAGAAACAUCGGCCUGAUUUGGUGGUGAUUGCCAAUCAGGUGGACUUCAGCAAGCCAUCGGGAUUGAACUCGGACAGCUCAAGUUCAGGGAGCUCUAGUUCCAGUUCCAGUGAUACAGAUGGAGAGGAAGAGGUUAACCAAGGAAGAAGGAAAAGGUUGCGAACUUCGUCACGUUCCCCGUCGCACAAUGGUCAAAACAUAAAUACCGACGAUCACACGGACACAUCAUCAAGUUCUCCGUAUAGCGAUGACCACCAAAGAUCUGAGCCCUCUUAUGAAAACACCACCCAACAGAACGGCCAUCCAGCUGCCAGCAACCAUGAUAGGUGACACCACAAAUGUGAUUCAGUGACUGCCAUAAAAGUUUAUGAGAGGUUUAUAUGAUAGAGAUAAUUAAACUUUUAUUCAUACACCACAAAAUUUCUGAAGAAAAAUGUCUCCUUGUGAGAAUCCCAGACGGAAAUGUUAUUUCCGCGUAUGGUUCUUGUAAUACUGUAUUGUGGUUCAUGGCAAUACAUCUUGUUUCUGUAUUGUGGUUCAUACUGCAUACAUGUCCUUGUGACACCUGUAUCACUCUGUAACGCUAUCAGACCUGUAAGCACUAACAUAUUCAUAUGUAUCAUGAGAUGUUUGUCAGGAAUGCACCUGUAGAUUGCUUGUAUUAUUUCAUCUGUUACAAUAUUGUGAAAUUCAUCAUGUAGAAACAAAGUUCAGAAUUACACCGACAAAUUAAACUGAUUGAUAAUUUUAAAUAGAUUGUCAACAUUAUUUUACUAAUGAUGCAUAACAUGAAUUCUAUUGUUUAUUUGCUUCUGUGCUUACACUAAAUAUAUUAAAUCCUUUGUGUUUCUCAAGUUAUUACAUUUUUGUGCUUUUUGCUUCUGCAUUGCCUCAUACAUUUACAUUUAUUGGUUUUUUUUCAAAUUGAGUGUAUGCUGCAUACAUGUACUUAUCUAAAAUGUUGCGAUCGACAUGUAUUUGUGCUGCAAAGACAAAGUUGUGUAGUGAAAAGAACAUGCAGGUGAAAUGUGCCACAUCGCACCAUUCUAAUGUCAUUGUUUCUCAAUGGGUCCUUGUGUUCUGCUUCAGUUGAUGGAUGUAUAUUUGAAGAAAACUUACUUACUGUUACUGUGCUUCAUGAUACAAUUAUAAAUGAGAAAGGGUGGAAUUAUAUCUACAGGGUGUCACGAAACUCUCUUAUAUGAUAAAAGUCAUUUGAAUCUGAAAGAGAAAUCUUAAACUUAUGAUAUUUGUCCUGUACAAAUAUCAGUACUGCUUGCAAUACUUGCGAAACAUGCUGUAGAUAUAUUUCAAAUAGAGUGUUUGCUGUAAUGAUCCAUAUUGGAACCACUGAAAAGCAACAGGAUAUCUUUUAAGAAUAUAUCAAAUUUUUUGA